GCGGCAUGAAAGUCAAAGCUGAUCGUGACGAAUCCUCUCCAUAUGCUGCUAUGUUGGCUGCUCAGGAUGUUGCUACUCGUUGCAAGGAAGUCGGAAUCACAGCCCUCCACAUCAAAAUGCGUGCCACUGGUGGAACUGGCACCAAGACCCCUGGACCUGGUGGACAAUCUGCCUUGCGUGCAUUGGCUCGUGCAGGCAUGAAGAUUGGCCGUAUUGAGGAUGUCACCCCCGUCCCCACCGAUUGCACAAGAAGAAAGGGUGGUCGAAGUGUGAUCCGGGCGGGGAGUAACAUAACAUCCGGGACGAUAG
Messenger RNA from Acaulospora colombiana, 309 nucleotides. Lineage: Eukaryota; Fungi; Glomeromycota; Glomeromycetes; Diversisporales; Acaulosporaceae. The record is from the annotation of a GenBank genome assembly.